Molecule: messenger RNA, 633 nt
Organism: Trypanosoma cruzi
Lineage: Eukaryota; Euglenozoa; Kinetoplastea; Trypanosomatida; Trypanosomatidae
Product: nucleolar protein, putative
Exons: 1
Cellular component (GO): box C/D methylation guide snoRNP complex; small-subunit processome
Molecular function (GO): snoRNA binding
Source: RefSeq, a predicted model, not a curated record
GUUGACAUCCGCGCCUUCAUGGAGCGUGUGACAUCGCUGGGUUCCUACCGAGAGUCGCUGCAGCAGUACCUUGUUGAAAAAAUGAUGCUCGUUGCGCCAAACUUGACGGAGCUGAUGGGACAAAACAUCGGUGCGAAGCUCAUUUCAAAGGCGGGCUCACUGACAAACCUCGCCAAGGCGCCUGCCAGCACCAUUCAGAUCCUUGGCGCCGAGAAGGCACUUUUUCGCGCCCUCAAGAAACGUAAGGGCAACACACCGAAAUACGGGCUUAUCUUUCACUCGACAUUUAUUCAGCGCGCAGCGAAGGAGCACCGCGGGAAGAUCUCACGCUAUCUCGCCAACAAGGCCGCCCUUGCCUGCCGCAUUGACUGCUUCAUGGAAACUCCUCCGGCUGUCUUUGGUGAGAAGCUGCGGGAACAGGUGGAGGCGCGGUUGAACUUCUUCGACACGGGCAACAGGCCGCCAACAAACAUGGUCGCCAUGGCCGAGGCACUCGAGCAAUACCAGAAAAUCCUCCGCAAGCGCUCCAAGAGGCAACGCGAAGCCCAGGCCGCAGCAGGAGGCAAUGGUGAUGACGAGGUUAAGCAGGAAGUGCCAAAGAAGAAACGUGCACGCCGUGAGGAGGUGCAGUAA